UGGUUCAUGCACUUGCAUACCCGGAAAUAGUGUGAGUGGGUGGACCGGCCGGGUGAGAGAGAUAGAAAAGGAUUGUAGAGUUACAGUGGCACCUUCGCCACCCUGGGGGGCUUCGAGUGGAAAUUCCAUUGAUUGUUAAAUCUUAUUUGCAACAGCGGUUCAUGUGUUUUUAUUGAUGUUGGAUUAUUCACGGUGGAAUGAUCAACCCUUGCGAUACGUUUUUGGGGCAUUUUUUCGUAAUUUUCGUGACGCAAGGGCACAUCAAAGUACAGAGAAAAAGGAGCUAACAUGAGCGAAGUGGAGAAACGUGUUUAUCAUGAACUAAUCGUUUGCAGUUAUUUUAUUAUUUAAAUUGUUCUAAUCAAUUCAGUAAUAACAUAUUAGUCCAAUAAGAGAGAGGCGCGAUUCGAGUGAUUCACUGACACCUAAUGUCAUGAUUUGAUGUCGAGAAGAAUAUAAUUCAAGAGAACACAGGUUAUUUAUGGAAAAACCUACAAACAAUGCAAUAUACUUUUAAUAUGUAAGAUAUUAUAUCUUACAUAUGGCUAUAUAACCUAUAUUUGAUUUUCGCACCCACUGUCCCAUGUCAUUCAAUACCAAUAUAAAUAGUUGCGUUUGCGUUGUUGGUGUAAUUUGUAUCAAACCAACUGAAGGAUGACUGUCAAACUGGACUUUGAAGAGUGUCUCAAAGACUCCCCCCGAUUCAGGGCGGACAUUGAAGUGGUGGAAGGAGAUGUCAGUGAAUUGGAGACGCGAUUAGAAAAGCUGGUGAAGCAGUGCCACUCCAUGCUGGAGGCUGGCAGGGCCUACUGUCAGACCAGCAAGAGCUUUGUCACAGGGCUCAAAGAGCUGGGCCACCACUGUUCUGGGGACAACAUGAUGGGGGAGUGUUUGGAGAAAUUCUCCCAGAAGCUGGAAGUGAUUCUGGAAGCUCAGGGGGAAGUGAUUGAGACCACACAGAAGUCGGUGAAGUUGAAACUGCAGAGUUUUGUGAAAGAGGACGUGCGUCGGUUCAAGGAUGUGCGUAAGGAGUUUGAGCGGGGCAGUGAGAGUCUGGAGGCGGCGUUGGGCAGGAACGCUCAGGCCCCCCGGGGGAAGCAGCACGAGGUGGAGGAAGCCAGCCACGCCCUCCUCAAUGCCCGCAAGACCUUCCGUUCCGGGGCCCUCGACUACGUACUGCAGAUCAAUGUCAUCGAGGCCAAGAAGAAGACCGACAUUCUGAUGGCGAUGGUGUCUAUGAUGGAAGCCCAGUCCCAGUUCUUCCAACAAGGUCACCAGUCCCUCUCUGAGCUGGCCGACUAUCGACGCACCCUGAGUGAAGAGCACACUCAACUAGUGUUGAAUUCCGCAAGGGAGAAGAGAGACAUGGAACAGAGACACGCUGCCAUUAAGAAAAAGGAUGUCUCGUAUGAUAACUCCUUAAUGGAUUUCUGUGCUGAUGCACCCAACGGUAUCGCCAUGGAGGGCUACCUGUAUAAGAGAGCUAGCAAUGCCUUCAAGACCUGGAGCAGGCGCUGGUUCUCUAUCCAGAAAAAUCAACUGGUCUAUCAGAAGAAAUUCAAGGAGCAGCCCACCGUGGUGAUGGAGGACCUGCGUCUGUGCACAGUGAAGGUCUGCGCUGACAACGAGAGACGAUUCUGCUUUGAGGUGGUCUCACCGUCCAAGAGCUGUCUGUUACAGGCGGACUCAGAGCGUCAGCAACAGGGCUGGAUCAGUGCUGUCCAGAACAGCAUAGCCUCAGCCUUCCAGGAACGCAGAGAAGACCCACACAGCCCAAGGGAGCGUUGCAGCUCAGUGUCGGGCAGCCCAGGAGGAGGGGUGUUUGGGGAUCAGGAGAAGACGGGGGGCCGCGAGGCCCUGGAUCAGGUCCAGGGCAUCCCGGGAAACAGGCAGUGCUGCGACUGUGGAGAACCUGGUCCGGACUGGGCCUCUAUUAACCUGGGGAUCACCCUCUGUAUCGUCUGUUCUGGGAUACACAGGAGUCUGGGUGUCCACUUCUCCAAAGUACGCUCCCUCACCCUGGACUCCUGGGAACCAGAGCUGGUCAGGUUGAUGUGUGAGUUGGGCAACACAGCCAUCAACAGGAUCUACGAGGCGCGGAUUGAUGAGAUCACUAUCAAGAAACCCCACCCGUCCAGUCCAAGGGGUGAUAAGGAGUCGUGGAUUCGUUCUAAGUUUGUGGAGAAGAAGUUUAUCCAGAAGCUCCCGGAGACGGGUCGGAACAUUCCACUGCGGCGCUCCAGCGCCCGGAGGAACCGAGCAAACACCCAGGAGAGGCCAGCCGGCUCACGACCACCACUCAAACCCAAACCCAAUCGGGCCACCCUGCCACGACUCCCAGGGCUCAACCAGAGUGAUCUUCUUCAAAAGAACAAUACAGGCAUUCACAAAGAUGGUGAAGAUGAUGAUGAAGAGGAGGACCUGUCUGGUCUUCAUCCCGGGGCGUUGUUAUAUCGGUCUGCAGCGCUGCAGCAUUUCCCUGUCAUGGCCGACGCCCUGGCCCACGGAGCUGACGUCAACUGGGUCAACACAGUCGAGGAGUCCAGCACCCCACUCAUACAAGCCGUCACCGCGAACUCCUUGGCAGCGUGUGAGUUCCUGCUGCAAAACGGUGCCAAUGUCAACACCGCAGACAGCAAUGGGAGAGGACCCCUACACCACGCCACUAUACUGGGACACACUGGGCUGGUGUGUCUGUUCCUGAAGAGAGGGGCGGACUACAACGCUAGAGACCACACCCAGAAAGAUCCCAUCACCAUUGCCGUGGAAACCGCCAACGCUGACAUCGUCACCCUGCUGCGAAUCGCCAAGAUGAACAAGGAGAUGCGGGAGAUGGACGGAGCCUUUGGCCAACCAGGUGAUGAAACGUACCAGGACAUCUUCAGGGACUUCUCUCACAUGGCCUCUAACAACCCAGAGAAGCUGAAACGGCGUAGCACAGAUUUUAAGACUUGACCUACCCCAGCUGCUGUUAUGCUGUUUUCCUUGUCUUACACACGCACACAUUUGCUGGCCACCUGCUCUGCGUAAGGUCGUAGCUCAGCUGGUCAUUACUCCUAGUAGAGCCUCCAGUCCCAUCAGUAAUGUCUUUGUGUUUGGCUGCCAGAGACAAGUGGUUGUAGGAGAGAACAAGCUGGACAGCCUAAUGACAGCCAAUACAGUAGAAACUUCCCAUUUUAAAUGAUUAAUUUCGCUUUCCCGUAGUCUUGAGGGCCAUCCGUCCUAAUCUCGUCUUGUUGACUUGGCUCCAACCAGGUCUCCCAGAAUUAGAACAAAAACAAAAGUUGCCUUUUUUGUUGAUUUGUAUGAAUUUUGAUUGAGCCCUCAAAUGUACUGAACAAUGUGACAAAAUAAUAUGAGAGCAAAGGGUCAAAUUGUUGUAUGUGCUCUUGUACUUCAUAAUUUGUGAUGUGAUGUGUUGUUUGUGUUUGUAUUGGCUGCCUGAGGUACCAGAGCUGUAUUUCGUACGGACGAUUAAAAUACCAGUUCAUUUAAUAUACCCAAUUAUCAAGCAGUAAAACACUUAAUUCACUGCAUCCUCCAGAAAUGUGUAGCAACCACUCAUGUCAUUAAAAUGUAUUGUGUUCAAUUAAAUGAUUCAUCCAGACACGCA
Molecule: messenger RNA, 3613 nt
Organism: Oncorhynchus keta (chum salmon)
Lineage: Eukaryota; Metazoa; Chordata; Actinopteri; Salmoniformes; Salmonidae
Gene: acap1
Product: ArfGAP with coiled-coil, ankyrin repeat and PH domains 1
Exons: 23
Coding region: 655-2955 (766 amino acids)
Cellular component (GO): cytoplasm
Molecular function (GO): GTPase activator activity; protein binding
Source: RefSeq, a predicted model, not a curated record